Molecule: messenger RNA, 612 nt
Organism: Paramecium sonneborni
Lineage: Eukaryota; Ciliophora; Oligohymenophorea; Peniculida; Parameciidae
Source: the annotation of a GenBank genome assembly
AUGUUGGAUAAUUUAAAGAUGGUAAAAUUCAGAAGUUAGGGGAAAUUUGUAUUUGCUAAUCGUUGUGUAUAGAAAGGUAACUUGCUUAUGAGAAAGAUUUAUGGUAAUGGAGAACUGAUUUUUAGUGAUAAUUCAAAAUACAUUGGAGAAUUUAGAAAUAAUUGUAUUCAAGGAAGAGCAAAUUAUGAAGCCAAUUAUAUAAUUCAUGGUUUGGUUACAAUUUUAUUUUAUUUUCGUUUCAUUCAAAAUAUGAAAUCAAACUUUGUUUCUCUAUUUAAGAAAUACCAGUCUUAUUAAUCUAACAAGAUUGUAUCUUUAUUGAUACCAUUUACGAAGCUGAACAUGGGAUUAUACUAACAAAAUAAUAAUCCAAACGAUUUCAAAAGAAAGAAAGUGUACAUUGUAGAUCAAAGAAAUGAAAAUUAAAACCCAGUUAAAUUAGAUUUGGAAAAAAAUCUAAUUUAAAUAUAAACAAAUAAAAUAAUGAUGAUGAAAAUCUAAUUAGGGGAGCAUUCAUUUUCAGAAUAGCAAUCUUAAGAACCAAUUAAUAAUAAGUAUGAAGAUGUUUUUUACAAAAAUAAAACUGAUUUUCAAAAAGUUUAAAAAGUAUGA